This is a messenger RNA of Cyphellophora attinorum, 2673 nucleotides long. RefSeq lists its product as uncharacterized. Gene Ontology annotation, molecular function: protein binding. Bases 1 to 2673 code for a protein of 890 amino acids. The transcript is spliced from 4 exons. The record is from RefSeq and is a predicted model, not a curated record. NCBI's taxonomy places the organism in Eukaryota, Fungi, Ascomycota, Eurotiomycetes, Chaetothyriales, Cyphellophoraceae.
AUGACAUCCAUUCACCGCUGCAGCAACUGUGGCUACGAAACGGAUGUCACAAAUGGACUUGCAGCAUUUGAAGAGCAUGCAUACUGUCGACAGUGCGGGCUCUCAGCCGCCGAGAGCGACUCGAAGAUGUACAACGAACUCGCCGGCAUGAUGGGGACUCACCUCAGUCUCGUCCAACCUCAACAUGGUCAGUCGAUGCCUGCAACACCACAGGUCUCUCCACAGCCCGCUCCAAUCGCGUACAUCACGCAGCACUACCAUCACUCAGCACACCAGGCACCAGCCUCCGAGAGACAGGCAUCAGACGUCCUUGAAGAAGCUGGUGUCAAUGCGUCAGCACUGUUGCCUUCUCAGCUGCUGCUUUUCAAGAACGCCGAUGAUGAGCAGAAGCGGCGACUCGUCGAGCUGUGGAGAAUCUCACCACCAACGCCAGGCAACCAGCUGCCUCCCUGGGCCAACACCGACUGGCCACAGACGAACAUGGAGCUGGAAGAGGAAGCUGCGAGACUUAGAUGGGAAGCGAUGGAGCGAGACCGUCUCAAAACCCUUUGUGCCCUGCCAGGCUACGAUUCACGAGGUACUGCCGAGCCAUACAUGACCAAGCUGUAUGAAACGAAGAUAGACGUCGAGCCGCUGUCGAAUCCUGCAUCUUCGCCAGACGAUCAGACAUACAAACGAUGCAAAGAUCCAGUGUAUAACCACAGUCGUGAAUGGUGGCAGAUGGGUGAAGAUGACCACAUGGAGCAUCAGAACAUGAAGCGCAACGGCAACUCCGCUGUAAACAAAAUCUACAAUCCGAAGAACAAACGGCCAGACAUUCCGCUUGACGCGGAUGAGGUGGAUUCGGCCAUGGAGCGAUUCAUUCGCAAGAAAUACCAGGAGAAGAGCUUGGAGAGCGGCAGACCUGAGCCUCCUUCGCGGAGCAUGCGUAGCGAAGUCUCACCAACAGUCCCUCCCAAAUCGCCGACAUACGAACCGGCUGCACCGGUCGCGCCAGCCAAGAAGAGCAGAUUCUUCGGGUUCGGCUUGCGCGCAUCAUCCUCGACACUGCCUUCGUCGAAGUCCAGCAAGAAGAAGCUGCCGCCAGAGCCUACAGUCGACAGUGCGUGGCCGAUCUCUGGAGACGAUGUUGGGUCAUUGUCGAGGUCUACGGCGCCGAUCUCAGAUGCAGAGCUACACCUUAAGAUCACACAACUGAAAGACAUGGGCUUCCCGAACACACAAAUCAACUCGAAAAUGCUACGGCGAAUGAAUGGUGAUCUGGCCAGGACAAUCGAUGCCCUGGUGCAGCUGGGUCCUCAACCAGCAGAACGGACGUCGUCUGUCAACAACAGUGUCAUGCCGCAGGCUACGGGCUCUUCUCGAUCGAACGCGCCUACGGCGCCUGGAUCCGACUCAGCUCAGUCCGGCAUCAAAGCGACACACACAGGUGCCUCGAGGGGCUCGAACAAUCCUUUCGAUCAGGUAUCAGGGGGCCAGUCAGGCUUUGGUCUGUCAAUGACCCCGGCUCAGCCGCUCAGCAGCGGCAAACAUCCUUUGGCAUCAUUCCAGAAUCUGCAGGUCUCUCAACCGCCUCCACAGCCACUGUUUCCAAACAACACGGGUGGCUUCGCUGGGCAACAUUAUGGGAUAGCGGAUCCACGUACGCAAACAAUGACGCCACCUGCGAUGAUCUCCCAGCAGUAUGGAUACACAGCGUCUCCAGGGCCAUUGCCGACGAACUCCAACCCAUUCUUCCAACAGCCACAGCCACAGUUGCAGCCUCAGCAGACUGGUACCAAUCCUUUCAUGCAGCAGCAGCAGCAACCUCAACAGUCAUUCUACGCUCAACAGACCGCGCCAGUCCAACCUAGUGGUGCGGUGUAUGGUCAGCAACAGAGCGUCUAUGGUCAGCAGCAACCACAGGCACCGAACAACCCAUUCAUGUCACAGCAACCGCAAUCACCGUCGGCAUACUCUGCUGCGAAUAAUCCAUUCGGUAUUCCGCCGUCGGAUUCCGCCCAGCAACAGCCACAGCAAGGUCAGCAGUCGCAACAGGGAUCAUUCGACUCUGGUGCACAAAUUGGGGUCCCAGGACUCUUCGCCGGUGGUGCUGCGAACCCUUUCCAACAACAAAUGAUGGCGCAGCCUCAACAAGGACAGAUGCCGAACUUCCAGUAUGGGCAGCAACAGCAGCAACAGCAGUCACAGUACCAGCAACCCCUACAACAGAUCAACAACAACCCGUAUGCAAAUCUGUCGCAAGGCGCAAGUCAGUACGGGCAACCUGGCCAGGCUAUGCCGAUGGCUCCUCAGCAGACUGGCCGCUAUGACAAGAAUUCAAUUAUGGCUCUGUACAACUAUCCUACCCUGACGCCGGCCAAACAACAAGGUCUUUCCUCAAUCCCAGAGCCUGGCAAUGAACAGGAUCCUACGUAUCAAGCACAGCCAACGAUCCCCCAGCGGAGCGCUACUAUGCCUGUCACCAUGAGCAACAUGCAUUCGGCAGGAGGAGCGGGCAAUCUGGCAAGCGUGAACAGAAAUCCCUUCAUGCAGAAUUCAAUGCAGGGAUCGAGCAGCACAGGAGGAGGCAUCAUGUCACAUUCGAGUCGAGAUAGCAUGGCCAUCAACAAUCUGGAGAGUGGAAGACACAGUCCGGAUGCUUUCGCUAAUCUGAGCGCGCGGUAUGCGUGA